Plenodomus lingam JN3 is the source of this 1023-nucleotide messenger RNA. RefSeq lists its product as uncharacterized. NCBI's taxonomy places the organism in Eukaryota, Fungi, Ascomycota, Dothideomycetes, Pleosporales, Leptosphaeriaceae. The record is from RefSeq and is a predicted model, not a curated record.
AUGGUCAACUGGGAACUAUGUGGAACCCUUCAAGGAGUACCAUUGAGCCACAAGAUGGCAAACUUCGCCUUUCGGCCUAGUACUUACAUCGAAGAUGCAAUCUCGAUGAUGGAUCAAAGAAUGGGAAAAUCUGGCGUGGCCGAAGCAUUCCGGUCAUAUCAAUAUCAGGCUUCGUCAUUUCAGAGUGCAAGCUUCCCUGAUUCUCACUGCUUCUACAAGUUGGAUUGUUGUUGUCAACUUGACCCACAGAAGAUUUAUACAAUGACCCCUAACGGCCUGGCUAUUCUCAUUGGCGCUGGCCCUGCAACCGGUACAGGAAUAGCACGCAUACUUUCUCACCCUUCCCACGGUAACCUCGCCGUAGCGCUCAUAGCUCGGCGUCCUGCAUCUCUCGCCUCCGUAAUCACCAACAUACACAGCACCAGCCCGGACGCAGUCCUCGAAUCCUUUCCCUCAGAUACUUCCGAAGAGUCAUUGAAGAAAGCUUUCCAAGAUAUCAAGUCUCACAAGAAUUUCCAGGGUCUCAAACUGAAGCUAGCAAUUUACAGCAUCAAGCAUUCGUCCAAGAAGCCGUUUCUGGAAGAGACGAGGAGCGCGUUUGAGGAGAGUCUCGAGACAUAUGUCGGUGGUGCUUUUACGUUUGCGCAGGAAAGUUUGAACAGGUUCUUUGAGGAUCAUGGGGAGGAAGGUCUCCAUGAGGGAGGAGGUAAGAAGGGUACUCUGAUUUUUACUGGCACGCUAGGGGCACUUCGCUGCAGUGCUCAAUUUGCAGCCUACGGCGCAAGCCGGUCCUCGGUGCGCCAGCUCGCUCAGACUCUGGCACGCGAGAUGAGCGAACGCGGAGUGCAUGUCGUACACACGAUUGCGAAUGGGGCCAUUGUCGACGAAGAUGGAGAAGAUCAGAAGACAGGCAAGAAGAUGAACGCUGACGCUGUGGGCGAGACGUAUUUGUUUCUGCAUAACCAGAAGCCGUGUCUAUGGACCCAUGAGCUAGACAUGCGGCCCGCUUGUGAGAAGUUUUAG